UCCAUGCGUGCCUUAUCCAGACAGAGAGCGUGAUGACGUCGAACAGACGUAACCUGACGUGCUACACAUCAGUCUCUCUCACUGGAUGUUUAUUGUUUGAAGCUUUGAGGCUGCAGUCAGUCAACAGCAGGUAGGAUGUUGCGGCUUCGCUGUAAGACCAAAAAUGGGAGCCACAUAAUGCAAGGCUUGACUCAUCAGUCCUGUGUGCAAGAGCUGAAGAGUAAGGUGGAGGAGCUGACUGGUAUCCCCUGUGAUGUGCAGAAAAUUAUGGUUGGUUAUCCACCCUCCAGCCUUGAUCUUCGAAAUGGAGACGCUCACCUCAAGGACUACCCCAUCAAAUCAGGAGACACACUCAUUGUCGAGGAAGAAAAAAACAAACCAAAGCCUCCUCAGGAUCAUCCCACUGUGACUAAAACACCACGCCUGGAAGCCUCACCCACGCUGGCACGUCGAGUGGUCCCAGCUGACAACUCCUGCCUCUUCACCAGUGUGUAUUAUGUGGUGGAAGGUGGUGUAUACGACCCCGCUUGUGUCCCUGAGAUGCGAGGCCUCAUCGCCCAGAUUGUGUCAAGUGACGCCGCAGCUUACUCCGAAGCGGUGUUGGGCAAGACCAAUGAGGAGUACUGCACUUGGAUAAGACGUGAUGACACCUGGGGGGGAGCCAUCGAGGUGUCUAUUCUGUCCAAGUUUUACCAGUGUGAGAUCUGUGUGGUGGACACUCAGACAGUCAGAGUGGAUCGAUUCGGGGAGGAUGCCGGCUACCACAAGCGUGUGCUGCUCAUCUACGACGGCAUCCACUACGACCCGCUGCAGAAAGAAACGCCCGGCUCCGACGCUCCGGCCCACACUAUCUUCUCCACCACGGAUGACGUAAUCCUGGCCCAGGCCCUCGAGCUGGCAGACGAGGCUCGCCGCAAGCGGCAGUUCACGGACGUUAACCGCUUUGCAUUGCGCUGCAUGGUGUGCCAGACGGGCCUGGUGGGACAAAAGGAAGCUCGUGAGCAUGCCAAGGAGACAGGCCACACUAAUUUUGGCGAAGUGUGAACACUGUUUUUGUCUUUUUCUCCCUCUCACAAAUAAAAACCACCACCAACCCCGUGCCCCACGUCUGGCAACUCUGUUGGUCUAUCUGUCAAUCUGCUUGUGUGAUCCUCUACCUCACAUUGUCCAGCGACAUCUAUGGAGAAUCUGCAGACAGUGUGUUCAGCCUCUAACCUGUUCAGUAUUACUUUUUAACUGCUGUCAGUUCUCAAAGUCAGAAACGCUACUGCAGUGCUCCGAUGUCUUUAAACCAUCAUUAUAGUCAGUUAGGGAUGGUUUCAAAUCUGUUCAACUGGGUCAAGUAAAAUAUGCAAACCAUUCUUACGAUUUGUUUUAAUCUCUUUUGAAUACUCGAUGGCUGGGUUAUAUUGAUAUAACAAACCAAAUAGCGACUGAUGUGUUGUCAAUUAGAAAAUGCGCCAAAUUGCCAAUACUUACCUGUGAGUGGCUAAACUUAUAUUUGAUAAAACCACGCUAUCUGGCUCUAGAAAGAGUUUAAAACUACCACUAAGAAUUAUUUGCACUAUAUGAUAUGAUCCUAUUCACUGUUGUCUUAAGCGCAGCACACAAAGUAUGACUGUUAUUCAUCACGUUGGUUAUGUAGCAUGUUUUUUAUUUCCCCAAUGUUGACAGAUGUAUGUCAGAAACACUUCCAAUACUAAAAAAACGGAUCAUUUGGUUAACUUUAGAUGUCUGAAUUGGUCAGCACAGUUGUGCUGUGUUAAUGCUAAACUGGAUUCAUCUUUAUACAAAUAUGACAUCUCUUUGAAUUAUUUGAGAUUGAGGUUUGAGAUUGAGGUUAUGCAUUUUGAAAUACAAUGUCAUGUUGCAAAUUGUGAUCCAAAAUUAGCCUAAUUACUUAUGUGGGACUUUAUCGUGUUUUUCCCUUUCCUUUUUUUUGAUGUUGCAAUGUGGUUUAUCAGUGAGCUUAUUUUAGAUUAGACAAAAAAAAGUAAUGGUGCUGAAAACAACACAUUUCACAAAGUCUGUUGCUGUUAUUCUUCAUGGGUACGACAGUAUUUCAGGAGUGUCAUUUUUAAUUCUAGUGUGUUCAUUUUCAAAUGUCAACAUGCUGUAUUUUUUUUUAAUGUUUUUUUUUGUUUCAUAUUACUGAAUAUUUUUGAAAAACACUAAGCGUGAUGAUGUGUUUGCGUGUUGGAUUUCAGAACACAAAUCAUGGUGAGAGGGAAGUGUACUGACUUGAAAUCUGAAAGGAGUGAGUGUAAGAUAUGCUAUAUGAGAUAAAUCCUGCUCACUUACUGCAUUUACUGUUCAGGUACAGUCCACAAUGUGUUUAGCUAAUCAGCAUUAAACAUUCAUCUUUGCAAUUUUAAAUUUUCCGUUCACAUUCGCAGCCUAAAAAUAUCUCUAGUCAGGGUGUAAAAACAGGGUGUAAACUAUGAGUAAAAGUCCAUUUUAUGGUUUAAUAUGUAAUGCAUGUUGUCCAAAAAACGUUCCACCGUAUGUUUCGUACAACUGGAGCAUGUUCUCACAUUUUCAGCUAAAGUCAGGCAUCAUCUCUUUACUAAUUCCUUUGAUAUGCACUGCCUAUAAGGAUGAAGCAUGCAUUUACUUAUGUUAAACCACAGCUCAACAGUGUUAAAAUGUUGUCCUUGAAGCACAGUUUAUUGUGGCCUCAUGUUGUACAGAACCAGUAUUUCUACUUCGCAUAUCUGUGAUGGUAGUAUUGGUACCGAGUUGUUGCCAAAAACAAUUAUUGUGGCCAACUUUUAGAGUUUUCUUUUUUAAGAUUAUAUUUUGGGCUUUUAUGCCUUUAAUAAUAGUGAUAGUUAUGAAAGGGGGAGAGAGAGGGGAUGACAUGCAGCAAAGGGCCACAGGUCGGAUUUGUCUUUUUUUCAGACUCCGAGAUGGCGCUGGGAAUUAACUAAAGGCAAAGCUUAAAUAUCAAAUAAUUUCUUUAUUUGAAUGUGAAUUACUAUUAUUUUUCCCCUCGUUUGUUACAUUCAGGUGGUUAAUUUCAUUUUUAACAGUGAUUAUGGAUUAGUCAGCUUGCAUAAAAGUGAAACUAUGAAAUGGCUUUGUUGUAUUUUGUAUUUACCAAGUUCUCAUGACUCUUCAAGGACAAUAACAAUGAAUGUUGCACACAAAGCACUACAGAAUAACUGGAUUUACUUGAUUUUUUUCAGUGUUGUCACAAUUAAAAGUUAUAACCGA
Messenger RNA from Sebastes umbrosus (honeycomb rockfish), 3216 nucleotides. It is a transcript of the gene yod1, whose product is annotated as YOD1 deubiquitinase. The transcript has 3 exons. Bases 136 to 1044 code for a protein of 302 amino acids. Gene Ontology annotation, biological process: protein deubiquitination; endoplasmic reticulum unfolded protein response. Gene Ontology annotation, cellular component: cytosol; nucleus. Gene Ontology annotation, molecular function: protein binding; cysteine-type deubiquitinase activity. The record is from RefSeq and is a predicted model, not a curated record. NCBI's taxonomy places the organism in Eukaryota, Metazoa, Chordata, Actinopteri, Perciformes, Sebastidae.